Messenger RNA from Mya arenaria, 1873 nucleotides. RefSeq names its product tetratricopeptide repeat protein 38-like. Lineage: Eukaryota; Metazoa; Mollusca; Bivalvia; Myida; Myidae. The transcript is spliced from 14 exons. The record is from RefSeq and is a predicted model, not a curated record. The coding region runs from base 192 to 1592 and encodes 466 amino acids. Gene Ontology annotation, molecular function: protein binding.
AGUUGUUCCGCUUGGCAUAAAUGUUGUCUGUGUCAGUCAACUUUCGUUUUAUUGGAAAGAGCAUGGCCUAAAGACGAUAAUACAGGACAGAUUUGUAUUCAAGAUAUACACGGAAAUAAAAAUCCAAAAGGCACAGACUACGCAUGGUGACAUUUUAGACAUAUCAGUGUUGUUAAAGAAAUCUAAGGAGAAUGCAUACUCACUGGCGGGAUUGCAAGGCAUGGAAGGACUAUGGGACCCCAGUUAAUACCACCAGCAACGAAGCCGCCAAGAUGUUUGAUGCCUCUCUUACCCAGUAUGUGGGCUGGUACGAUGACAUGAGUGUGGGAGGGAUCGAGAAAUCACUGGAAAAUACGCUCAAGGCGGAUCCAGACUUUGUGAUGGGUCACGUGAUCAAAAACGGCCUUGACCUCCUGGGGACGGGAACCAAUGUGAGGCUUAACGCGGACCUCGCUACCGAUAUCGCCACAAUGGUGAAGAUGGGAACCAGUCAGCAGGGGCUUUCCAAUCGGGAGAAAAAGCACGUGAACGCCGUAAAACUUUGGUCCGAAGGGAAUAUGGCCCUGGCGUGUGACGAGUGGGAGAACAUUCUAAUGGACAACCCCUAUGACAUACUCGCCCUCAAGUUCGCCCAUGAUACCUACUUCUACCUUGGAUUCUCCCGUCCAAUGAGGGACUCGCUAGGCCGAGUGUUUCCCCAAUGGAAGGAAGACAAGCCUCUCUAUGGAUACCUACAUGGAAUGUAUUCAUUUGGUUUGGAAGAAACCAAUCUCUAUGAGCAAGCUGAAAAAAUCGCAAGUAAGGGACUGGAGCUUAACCCUCGGGACGCAUGGUCGACCCACAGCAUGGCGCACGUUUUGGAGAUGAUGGGCCGACAGGACGAAGGGAUGAAAUUCAUGUCCGGCACAGAGAAGGACUGGCAGACUUGUGGGAUGCUGUCAUGCCACAACUACUGGCACUGGGCUCUCAUCCUGAUAGAGAAAGGGGACUUCUCGGGAGCACUCGGCAUCUACGACAAUCACGUAUACAAAUCCGCCCAAACGUCUGGUGCUCCUCUGGACUUCGUGGACGCUUGCUCGCUGCUCAUGCGCCUCGAAAUGGAAGGCGCUCAGGUUGAAGGACGAUGGGAGGACUGUUACGAGGUGAUCCGCCCCCACAUGGACGAUCACGUGCUCACGUUUAACGACAACCACAUACUCCUGGCCUGUCUAGGAGCCAACAAUCAAGCAGCGGUGGAACAGAUGAUGACGUCAAUACAGGAUUGGGUAGCUAGCAGCACGGGCGACCAGUCGAACAUUACCAAGGAGAUCGGGCUUGUCAUCUGUAGGGCGUUUGUGGCGUACAGGGCCGGAGACUGCGCCCAGGCGGUAGAGCUCAUGUACCCGGUUAGAUACCUGAUAUGGAAGAUUGGCGGCAGUCAUGCGCAGCGGGAUCUGUACAGUCUGUUCUUGAUCAACGCGGCAUUGAAAUCAAACAAACCAGAACACCAUCGCCUUGCCAAGUUCCUGUUGAUGGAGCGGAAGUCGGUAAAACCUUGCUCGCCGAUGACGGACCGGCUGAUGCAGAGAGCGUUGGCUAUCCACGCUGACUGAGGUUGGCGCCAUUCGCCGUGGCAACAGGUUGCCCCUAGCGACGUAUCGGGCUUGUGUCUAUACAGUUACCAUGAUGGCUAUGAUUGAAUUGUUGUCAUGGUCAUACAUUUGUGACGUCUUAUCUAACAAAUAUUCAAAACUUCACACAACAAACUUCAUUUUACAAACUACGAACUACAAACAACGCGACCAGCGAUCUGCUCAUCAGGGACAAUGAAGAACUUAGUAGUAAUUUAAAGUAUAAACAUGUUACCAUUACACAUUAAAAUAUAUGUCAUGUG